Molecule: messenger RNA, 2829 nt
Organism: Penaeus monodon (black tiger shrimp)
Lineage: Eukaryota; Metazoa; Arthropoda; Malacostraca; Decapoda; Penaeidae
Gene: FipoQ
Product: F-box/LRR-repeat protein 7-like
Biological process (GO): SCF-dependent proteasomal ubiquitin-dependent protein catabolic process; positive regulation of protein ubiquitination
Cellular component (GO): SCF ubiquitin ligase complex
Molecular function (GO): protein binding
Source: RefSeq, a predicted model, not a curated record
CAACCGCAGACACCCGCCCACCCGCCCACGCCCACAGCGAUGCCCGGAAUCCUCGAGGUGCCCGACUUGGGCGAAAAGCGGGCGUCCUUCUGCGACCGCGAGAGACUCCUCGGACUCGAGAAGAAGUUUUACACGACAAUCGACAAACUCCCUGACAAAGUGCUGCUAAACAUCUUCUCGUAUCUGCCCCACCGGGAGAUUAUCUCCAACGCCCGCGUCUGCAAGAAAUGGCGGCAGAUCGCUUACGACACCAGACUGUGGAGUUGCGUGUCCCUGCGGCCGGAGUGGCAGGGCCUUCACGUCAACAACAUCGAGGCUUUGAUGUUCUUGAUCAGCAACCGCUUCGGGGCGUCGCUGCGCUACCUGGAGGUGCCCAUGGACCUCAUCACCCACAUCGUCCUCCACGAGCUCACCGCCAAGUGCCCCAACCUCACCAACAUCCUCCUUGACUUCUCCACCGCCAUGCAGCUUCAUGACUUCAAUGACAUGCAGGCUUUUCCGACCAAGCUGCGGACGAUGUGCAUUUGUCUGUCGGAAGUCAUCUUCAUGGAAGGUUUCAUGAGGAAAAUUUACAACUUCAUCAACGGUCUGGAAGUUUUGCAUCUUGUGGAUCUACGAGGUCAUCAACAUCCCGAAGCUGAAGUCGGCGACGCCCAACCUGAAGGUGGUCAACCUCUACGGCAUCAACUUCGUCGACGACUCCCACAUCGAGGCUUUCAGCUCCAACUGCAUCCAGCUGGAGUGCCUCGCCGUCAACUUCUGCGCCAAGGUGACCGGCACCUCCUUGAAGAUUCUCCUCGGCAGGUGCAAGAAGCUCAAGUGCCUCCUCAUGCAGCAGUGCAGUCUGCAGAACGAGAACGUGAUGGCUGCGGAGUGGGAGAAGUCAGCAGUGUCAGAGCUCGACGUGACGGCCACGGACCUCUCGGCUGACUGCCUCAUCGACCUGCUGACUCGCAUCCCGGCGCUCAGGUGGCUCAGCGCCGGUCAGCUCGAUGGCUUCACUGAUGCGGUCCUGAAGGCAUGGACGGAGCGGGGCAACCUGAAGGCCCUGAUCGGCUUGGACCUGGAACUGUGCGACAACCUGACGGAGGAAGGACUCUACAAGUUCCUGGCGAGGUACGGCCAGGGGCUGCGCGGCCUCGUCCUCUCCGGCAUCCCGCAGUGCACUGACUCCCUCUGCUCCAACGUCAUGCCGGCGCUCAAGAACAUCAGAAUCCUGAAGCUGGGUCUGGCGGAGAACCUGGCGUACCGCAUGGCCGGCAAGAUCCACGUGGACGGCCUGUUGGAAAACCUGUCUCGCUAUGGCGCCAAGAUCGAGCGCCUGGAACUGAGCUGGGACCCGGAGACGCUGCGUUAUUCGGACAAGAGCCAGAAGUGCAUUGAUACCCUGAGAGUACGCUGUCUCAACCUCAAGUGUUUGGUGUUGUGCGACGGCAAAUACUACGAGAUCGUCAAGGCCAACUUCGAGCGCGCCGACCGCACCACCGUCGUCCGAACGUCCACCAACUGCUGUGUGUCCAUCGUCUACCUCCUCACGCACUACAAGGACCUCAUCUUCAACUAAGGGCGAGGGAGACGGGAGAGAGAAGGUCGAUGAUGAUGAAUAAGAGAAGAGAUGGUUUUCAUUAUAUUUUUUUUCCUUUUUUUUCCUUUUUUCAAUUGGAGGGGUGGGGUGUUAUAAGAGAAAAAAGAGGGUUUUGAUUAGGGAAGUUUUUUUUUCCUUUUUUUAUAAUAGGGAAGGGGUUGAUUGGGUGUUUUUGAUCGAGAAGUGUUUUUUUUUUUUAAUAAAAAUAAGGGGGGGGGGUCGAAAGUACGGAAUCCGAUAGGGCUAAUUUAUUUAUUAAGAGAAAGGGGAUACGUAAACCGGAUUUGAAUCGGAGAAACUGAUACGAUAGAUUAUAUCAGAAACGGGGAGAAGGGACAGAAUAACAAGGGAUUAUAAUGGUGAAAGAUAUAAUGGCAAAAUUCAAAUGAUGGGAAUAGGAAUGCCAGAAAAGGUAAUUAAAAUGGGUAGGAAGGGAAAGGACGCAUUAAAUUUGACUCCAAAUGGAGAAAAGGAUCAGAAUAAGUGGGUUCGUCCGAGAACCGAGAAAAGAGGGAGAAAGUAAUAAUAAAAAUGGAAAAGAAGACAGGGAGAUAGCGUAUUCUGAGGAGGUUGAGAAAGAGAAUGAGGCUCAGAGAAAUAUAUAUGAUAAUGAGAUGGAAAUAAUAGGAAGCAAUAAAACAAGCGAGUAAAAUAAGGGAGAAUAAACAUGAGAAGAUACAUCCUAAUGUGAAUCCAUCUCGAAUAAGCAAUAUCGAAAGAAAAUAAAAGACCACAUCUAUGAAAGGAAAAAAAAUUCAAAGGUGACAAAAAAGGAUAUAAGUGAAAAACAAAAACACUUCAUAUUUCUUUGGCUCAUCAUUUGGGCCUAAGAGCGCAAUUAAAACCUCCAAGCUGUAAACAGAAGGGAGUUAGAAACACGGUAAAGAAGGUUAAAGCCACGCAGAGCGAUUAGCUUUUGUUUAACCGAUGAGUAUAUUUUUCAUAAACGUGUAGCAGUGCCUUAUUCAUGCUUUAUCAUCACGUGAUAUGCGGUUGCCUUCUUGCACCGUCCAGAGUUGCAAUAGUUGCAAUACCUUAGUCCCGUUGUGGGUAUGGGGAAUAUUGAAAAUUAUUGCCAAGUUUCCAGUGAACGAAAACUUUUUCACAAUCCUGUUAUUUUAACCGUGAAUAAUGAUUCUCCACUUCCCGCAAAAUCAUCAUUCAUUAUACACUGUCUAGUCAAUUGCAGUUGUUAUCUUAUUUGUAAAUUGUUUGUUCCUAUCUUAUUAAAUGUUAUAUCUGAA